Molecule: messenger RNA, 423 nt
Organism: Dibothriocephalus latus
Lineage: Eukaryota; Metazoa; Platyhelminthes; Cestoda; Diphyllobothriidea; Diphyllobothriidae
Source: the annotation of a GenBank genome assembly
GCCCAGGGCAUGAAGUUUGAGGAGGGCGGCAAGUUUGAGGAGUUGCCGGGGGCAAAGAUGGGCGAAGUGGUGGUUCGAUUUCCACCCGAAGCCAGCGGCUUUCUGCACAUUGGUCAUGCGAAGGCAGCCCUUAUCAAUCAAAACUACAAGGAUACCUUCAAGGGUCGCCUGCUGCUGCGGUUUGAUGACACCAACCCGACCAAGGAGACUGUGGAGUACGAAACAGCCAUUUUGGAGGACCUGCCGCGCCUAGGUAUCACCUGGGACUCGCUAACCUACACAUCGGACUACUUCGAUAAGAUGGUAGACUUCUGCACCCAGAUGAUACAGGAGGGCAAAGCCUACGCCGACAACACUGACUCCGAGACCAUGCGGACGGAACGGGAGCAACGCAAGGAAUCUGCCUGCCGGAAUAACGUGUAA